Hymenoscyphus albidus is the source of this 1754-nucleotide messenger RNA. The record is from the annotation of a GenBank genome assembly. Lineage: Eukaryota; Fungi; Ascomycota; Leotiomycetes; Helotiales; Helotiaceae.
AUGGCACCCUUAGAGACUACGACGUUGCUGGGAGACCAAUAUCAACCCGACGGCCUCAGUGAAUGCACCCAAUCCAAACACCAAAAAGGAUACCAGACCAUCGAACAUACAGACACUAGGCUCUUGGAGACGAAUAACGAUUUCGAUACUACAUGGAAAGUUGAAACUAAAGCACUGGCGAAGAAUUCGGCACCCCUGGUUCUUACCUAUCUUCUACAAUACUCUUACAACCUUGUCAUGGUAUAUGUUGCAGGAAAAUUAGGCACGAGUGAACUGGGAGCAGCAUCAUUGGCAACAAUGACGGCAAAUAUUACCGGGCUGUGUGUCUAUGAAGGCUUAGCUACGUCUCUCGAUACCCUCGCUUCGCAGGCUUUUGGUGCUGGUAAAAAAAAGCUCGUUGGCCGCCACGUUCAGCGGAUGUGGCUCCUAAUGCUAGUUGCCACCAUACCUAUUGUAACUCCCCCCCGCUUCCCCGAUCCUGAAUUUUCCAAGAGUUAGAAAGCCAAGUUACUUAGUUUUUCCAGGAUUUCUGGGAUACAAAACUCAUCGGAUGGAUAUUAAUUGCUCAAUUCUUCCGUGGUCGUCGACGCAAUGGUUUCUGUUGGCCUGGGUGUAUUCGAAUAAUGAUUCAUCCUUCUCACAAAAUUCUUUUUGACUCUCGAAUCUUUCUAAAACAAUUGAGCUGACUUAAAUACUUCUCAAAAUAGGGCGCACUCUGGUUAUCAUCGCCAUGGAUACUCGAGCUACUAGUACCUGACGCAAACCUUGCGAAGUUGGCCGGCUCUUACUUAAGGCUAUACCUCCUGGGAGCCCCUGGCUUUGCCAUGUUUGAAGCUGGAAAACGUUUCAUGCAAGCACAAGGGAAUUUCACUGCUUGCUUGAUGGUUGUGAUGGUUUGUGCUCCUCUCAAUAUCCUAUGGAAUUGGCUGUUUGUGUUUCGGUUCGGCCUCGGAUUCAGAGGUGCAGGCCUAGCGGUGGCCCUGUCUAACACCCUUCAACCAAUUCUACUGCUACUCUAUAUUAACUUAUUUGCUCGUCCCAUGCUAGAAUGCUGGCCAAGAUUUUCUUUGGCCAAGGUUCUCCAGAAUUGGGGCGAAAUAAUCAGGCUUAGUGUUCCGGGAAUAUUCAUGGUCUUAUCGGAAUGGCUUGCUUUUGAAAUCCUCACUUUCGCAUCAAGUUAUAUGGGCAACGAAGCUCUCGCCGCACAGUCUGUUCUGUUCUCGGUAGCCAUCACAACAUACCAUAUUCCCAUGCCCACCUCUGUGGCGGCUUCCACACGCUUCGGGAAUCUUUUCGGACAUGGCGCCUUGACAGCAGCAAGAAAGGUUUGGAGGAUAUAUUACAUCGUAUUCGUUGGAAUUGGCUUGUUUGACCUCACUAUGUUGACACUUCUACGACGCACCAUCGCCAAACUUUUCACCGAAGACCCCACCGUUCGGGAUAUCAUCGUCAGCGUACUUCCCCUCGUGGCAGCAAAUCAGAUGUUUGAUGCUUUUGCAAUUCUUUCAAGUGGCUUGCUCCGAGGCAUGGGAAGGCAAAGAAUCGGAGGAUGGAUCAAUCUUGGUGUUUACUAUAUAUGGGCAGUGCCACUCUCGCUAUUUCUGGCCUUUGGACCACUGCAUAUAGGUGUAUUUGGUCUCUGGAUUGGACCGCUGAGUGGACUUGGGAUAGUUGCUGGCAUACUCACUCUAUAUAUGAGAUACACAGACUGGCAAAAAGUGGUCGCGGAGGCAAGGGCUCGUGUAGAGGAGUAG